Molecule: messenger RNA, 4312 nt
Organism: Toxotes jaculatrix (banded archerfish)
Lineage: Eukaryota; Metazoa; Chordata; Actinopteri; Toxotidae
Product: TLC domain-containing protein 4-B-like
Exons: 7
Coding region: 313-1110 (265 amino acids)
Biological process (GO): lipid homeostasis
Cellular component (GO): endoplasmic reticulum; membrane
Source: RefSeq, a predicted model, not a curated record
UCGAGCUUCAUGAUCUGCACCUCUGCAAUCAUGCACGCUUUAUGCCGAAUGGGAUUCACGGUAAACACCGCGAAGGUGGCACGGGCACGGAGCAGCAACCCCCACGCAACUCCCCCAAGUUGUUAGCGCGUGCGUGUGUGUGUGUGUGUAUGUGUGUGGAGCAGGAGGCGGGCUGUCUUGUUUACCAAAAAUGACUCGAUAUGGCUGUGGCUUCGACUCGACAUACACGGCUUUGCGAGCGACCCUGGAAACCAUAACUAGUUGAGAGAGGGAGCUGCAAAUCAUCUUAAUGAAAGUCACAAGCGGGGUUGAAUGGCCAUGGACCCAUUCAGCCAGCUUAUCCUCGCCAUCUCCGUGACCAGUUUCCUCACCUUUCAGUGGCUCUUCCACAAAGUCAGCCCUUGGAUGUCCCUGCGCGUCAGCCCCGGCUUCCUCAGCCUCAGUGACAAGCAGAAGGUGGAAUGGAACUCAAGGACAGUGUCAACUUUUCACGCACUAUUGGUGGGAAUCUUCUGUCUCUACAUCUUGUUCUUCAAUGAUGCUGUCAAUGAAGACCCAGUCUGGGGAGAUCCUACACUGGUGAAGACUAAUGUUGCCAUCACAACAGGCUACCUCAUAUCUGAUCUGCUGCUAAUAUUUUACUAUUGGAAGGCGAUAGGAGACAAGUUUUUUGUAGUUCACCAUCUGGCAGCGUUGUAUGCUUACUACUAUGUACUGGGCCAAGGAAUGUUGCCUUAUUUUGCUAACUUCCGUCUACUCGCUGAGUUUUCUACACCAUGUGUGAACCAGCGCUGGUUCUUUGAGGUGUUAGGUUAUCCCAAGUCCUCCCGGCCCAACAUGGCAAAUGGUGUUGCCAUGGCUGUUGUCUUUUUCAUGGUCCGCAUUGCCGUCAUGCCAGUCUACUACGGUCGUAUGUAUGCAGUCUAUGGCACUGAGGCCUUCUACCUUGUGCCCUGGGGUGGCCGUGUAGCUUGGAUCUGCUCCAGCAUCUGCUUGGACAUCAUGAACGUUAUGUGGAUGCACAAAAUCGCCCGUGGCUGCUACAAGGUGUUGCGCUCGGCACACAAGAGCAAAACUGGCGCACCUCAGGAGAAUGGGAAGGCGGAUUAAGGAAACCAAGGUCUCAGCAGUGCGAAAACACCACAGUAAAGACAAAGACGUCAUUCUCAGUGCAUUGAUGAGCAGCAGUUUGGACCCCUACAUGUCAAGCUGCUUUGGUAGUAGCACACCCGGGACUUGUGACAUUACAGGGCCAAAUGUAAUGAGGGAAAACAGAUUUUUUUUCUUUUUGGGAAUGCGGGCACAGUCACUGAGAUGUACCAAUGGACCAUUUAACUGGCCAUCCCUAAGCCAUGAAAUGACGUCUUAGCAAUACUCUGUGUGCAUGGCCAAUAAUUUUUUUCUUGAACAAUUUACCACUACACAAAGGAGGUCAUCCUGGGACAGUGGACUGUUAGCCCAACCACAAAUUGUCAAAAAGUUUACCUUUCUUUACAUAUUUAUUGCUCAACAAAAGACUUUUAAAUUUUAAGUUUGUGUUGGUGAUGAAUUAUCAUCUAGAUUUGCAAGCAAGAUUUGAGGGAACCUCCAAAACAUUUAGUGAUUCCACAAUAAUGAUCAGUUCCAUAAAAUCAUCAUCAGAUACCCGUUGAAGUAGAAGGGUCAAGCAUCCUUUUUUUUUUCUUUCUUCUUGAAAUGAAUUUGCAGGGGCUUGUUUGAGAAAGGAAUAAGUAUGGAUAAAUCACAGAUAGCUCAUUUCAUUACUCAUCCGCUGUCAUUCAGUUAAAAGUGUCAUUUCAAAAGCAAGUCUUUAAGAAAUGGAAUAUUUUGUGUCUUGGUUUCAUUUGUGGUUGAAUGGUUAAUUUAAAUAAUCUAGGGUUUGAGCGGGCAUUGGUACUUUCUUUGGUCUUACAGGGAUCAAGGCAAAUGGGUUUUUAAAGACAAACAGUUAAACAGGACUCUGAUGUACAGGGUACAUCAGUACAGAAGUGCUAAAAGGGAAACUGAAUGUCAAUACUGUGGUUUUUACUCUGACAUGAAGAAAUGCAAGGACAGAAAUUCUCCUUAAAGGCCACAGUUAACAUUUGAUCUGUAAAUCCACAUGAUUUAAUGUUUAUACAGCCUGAAAUGUUUCACAUUUAUGCAUAAAGGUUUGAUGGGAGAUGUUAGCAGGAUUCUGGCACUACUUUUUCCAUCAUUGGGCGGUUUAUAUAAUAUACACACUUCCUAUUUAUGAUAUCUUUUUAGGCAGAAAAUGUUAAUUUUACCCCAGGGGAACAAUCACCAACAAACUGCAUGCUGCCGUGUGUGUUUUCCAUGAAAGAAUCGAGGAGUUUGGCCAGGAAAUUCUAUUCAGUACAUGAUUUUCAUUUACAUUUAUUUGUAAAGAUUUUAGUUUUGUGUAAAAUCCAAGACAGUAAUUAGUAUUUUGGAUAGCAGGUUUAUGUCAGAAAUAUUUUGUAAUUGUUAAAGAGCAUUGUGAUGAAAAAUAGCUUCUGCCUCAUGUUAUAUAUAAUUUCCAGUCAGCAGUUAAUGUGCACUUCCAUAUUUAUACAUCUCAGUACAAGUACAAGGAUGGUGUUUUGUUUUCAGCGGCUCUGAAUAUUUUGAAGAAGUUGUGAAGAUUCACAUGUUUUGUAAUUCACAUGUAAUUGUUUUCUUUAGCAUCUUUCUACUGACCAUCACACAGCACUGAACACAUGGAACAGUUCAGCUCAAAGGUAUUUAAGACAAAUGCAUCAUUUGUUCAGAUCCAACGUUGCAAUUCAGCAAUGAAUUAUGAAACAUGCACUUUGAAUUUUCAUUGUAAAUGUGUCUUUUUAUGAUCUGUGCAUCAAAAGCUGUCAAAUGUUUGUGAGACAGAAACAGGGAUUGCUAGUUUUUAAAAGUACGCCUUGCUAUGUUCAGAAUUUGAUUUUGUUGCCUUUUUAAAACAAAUUAUGAUUGCACAGUGAAUAUUUUGUUACACCCAACUUCUCACAACACUGUGAUUUACAUGUGUUUUCCAUGUCUGAUGCUCAUCUAAUGUGAUUGUUUUGCCUUUGUAAUAGAUUGAUUUUUUUGCUUUUGUGCUUUUGCUUUUGUUAGAAUUUUUUAAAAAUUUUCAAAAUUUUAUGUUACUUGUAUGUGCCAGUGCUUGAGCCAUUACUACUCCAUGGUGAAAACUUGUGGAAUCAUCAUGGGAUGAUGCUGGGUUUUGUUUUUUGUUUGUUUCUCUCCCGUGAAGGAUUUUCAUACAACAGUGCCAACUUACAAACCAUGAUAAUGAGGCUCAUUUUCAGUUUUUUCAUUGUAAAACUUAUCUCAGCUGCACCAUCAAACCAGUGCGUGUGAAACAGGAUGGAUUGACAACAAAUUACUGGGUGCAUGCCAUCUACAUUACAAGUCAAUAUCACUAUCUCACAUCUUAGAAAGGAGUCAAGAUGUGGCGUCUUUCAAUAUUUCAAUGGAAUAAAUUGGAAAUCAUUCGAGGGUUUCAGGACAGCAGGGGACUACCACUUCUGGUAGAAUCAGGGUCAGCUCUGUAUGCAAGGUCAUGCAUGGUCAAUAUUGUCUUCUUCAUGCACCCUCUAUAACUGCAUGUGGUAUUGCAUGGAGAUUGCACUGUAAACAAAAUAGCAUAUACAUGUGCGAGUCUUGGAUUUCUUUUUCUUAGUACAUGUACAUAAUGUUUACUUAAACGUUAUUAUUGUACUGUGCCACAUAAUGUAAUCCACAGAUGAUGAUGAUGGCGUGAUGAGAACAUCACAAAGCAGAUAUUUAGUAGAAUAUCAGGUUCAGUACGUAAUCAGUAAGGGAAUACUUGAAUACUAAUCAGCACAGUUUAUAACAACCUGGGCAGUGCAAAUAAACAUUAAUACUAUGAGCAUGGUGCUGCUGUCAGCUAGUUAAACUGGUGUUGGUGUUUCUGUUCUGAAUGUUGUACGGAGGAGAGAUACGAGUACGUGGAGUGUUUUAGUGACAUUCUGUGAAUGUGUCGGAGAUGAGAAAAUAAUUGAAAUUUACAUUUUCAUUUGUUCAUUACAAUAAAAUACCAAAUUAGCUGAUGUGAUGUGUCAGUCACGGAAAAAAGGUUUGUUGGCACAUUUGAGUACAUAAUGUGUUGUACAUAAUUUGUAUGUAUUUCUUUAUGCUGCCGAGAACAUGAUCAAAGUCAUUGUUGCUGGGUGGGACAUGUUAACAUAAAGAGCCUAAUUAGUCUUAAACACUAUUAUUUUUAAGACGUCCUUUUUUUUUUUUUUUGCUCACGUGAUUUGCUUUGAAGAAAGCAAUAUACAGAAACAUUUCACUGUCAAUAAAUAUUUAGAGUGAA